AUGAAAAGAUUCAUGAGAGAUCAGAGUCCCCUAACUAGUUGCCAGCCCAAUGUGUGUUUUUGUUGUUACAUAAGGGUUAGAAUGAAUAGAACACGGAAAAUAUUAUUGAGGGCCAAAGCUACUUUGAAGGCUGAUGCUAGUACUUUGGAUUUACUGGAAAUCCCAAAAUAUGAAAGUACGAAAGGACUAGAUCAAAAUGAAAUAACCAUACUUCUUUCCAAUCGCCACAAGUUAUUUAAAGAAGUUAUAUCAACUGUUGGUGAAGAAGUUACAUCAACUGUUGAUGAUGAAACCGAACCCUAUGAAGACAGCGGCGAUGAAUACAUUCCAGAUUCUGAAGAGACAUGUUCCGACAGCGAUUCUGAAUUUCAAAACUUUAUAAAGUUUCCACCACGUGUUUUACGAGAUCGCCAGUCUGAUAUGGAGGAACAAAAACAAAAUGCGUUGAAUGGAGGGAACAGAAAUAAGAAGAAUGUAAUCAACAAAAAUACAGGAAGGAAGACACAUGUAUUAACUAAUUUAGACCAACCAAGUACAUCUACAUAUAUAAAUUGUCCAAUAUCGUUUAAUGAAGUCACAACAACUACUAAUGAAACUGAUACAGGUCAUGAAGUUUUCGCGACAUGUUAUAGCAAAAGAAGAAAAGAUCUCUUUACCAAGCUGAGAAACAAAGGAAAUUUUUUGAAAAGUGCUGUUGGUAAAAAUGUGGUACCAGUAAGGAAGCCUACAUUGGAUAGUUUAGAGCAACUCUCUACCACCGCAUACCUUCCAUGUAAGCAUUGCAAAGGAUUUUAUAAGAAAAAAUUUCUUUACAGACAUGUGAAAAAAUGUCCGCAUAAUAACGAUGAUAAAACCAUAAGAACCAAUGCCCAAAGUGAGGGUCAAUCUUUGUUUGCUGCUUACAGAGAGAAUGAUAUUUUGCGAAAAGAAGUAUUUCCAACGAUGAGACCAGAUGAGAUAUCGUUUACAGCGAAAACAGAUCCUUUAAUAUGUGCUGUAGCUAGGAGGUAUUUGAAAAGCCAUCGUGACAAACAAUUCCGAUUAGUUGCCUCACGCAAAAUGAGACAACUAGCCUCCUUACUUAUAGAAAUAAAAAAAAAGAUUAACGUUAAAAGUUUAUUCCAAGCACUAGAUCCAUUAAAUUUCGAUAUUCUUGUUCAGUGCACUAAAAUAAUCUCCCGAUAUGACGCCGAAACGGACUCUUAUGGUGCUCCAUCACUAGCAUCUCACAUGGGAACGGAAUUAAAAGACUGCAUUGACGUGGCUUACAACAUGUCACUUAAAAAAUAUAAAGCAGAAACAAAUGAUGCAAAUAAUUUAAAAAUUUUGAAAGAAUUAAUUGUUAAUGAGUGGCGGUUCGAGGUAUCCACCAUAGCUAACAGUGACUUACAACAAAAAAAGUGGAACAAACCCUCACUUAUUCCAUUAGCCGAAGAUCUUACUUUGUUAAAAGCAUACCUACUUGCUGAAAGCGGCAAAUGUAGAAAUACCCUCGCGGAGUAUCCAGAAAAUGAAAAAGCUUUCAAAACUUUAACUGAAUUAACCUAUGUGCAACUGCUUCUCCUAAAUAGAAGAAGGGUUGGCGAAUUACAAAGAAUGACCGUAACUUCUUAUACUGCUAAUAUAAAUAACAAAAGUACAAAUGAAUUCGAUAGCUGUAUCACUGAAAGUGAAAAAGUCCUGAUGAAAUCCUUCAAAAGAGUUGUAAUAAGGGGAAAACGAGGUCGAGGAGUUCCGGUUCUGUUUACGGAAGACAUGGUCAGAAAUACAGAUUUACUUUUGCAAGUCCGGAAACAUUUUAUGCGGCACAAAAAUGAAUAUUUAUUUGCAAAUACAAAAUCCUCUAGUAGUAUCAAUGGAACGAAGGCAAUUUACAAGCAUGUAAGGCUUGCCGGUGUAAAAAAUCCGGCUGCUUUGACGUCGACUAAAUUAAGAAAGCACCUCGCAACGAUGUCUCAAGUAAUUAAUUUGUCUGAACAAGAUUUGGAGCAAUUAGCAAAUUUCAUGGGACACACGUCUGAAAUACACAAAACUUACUAUAGGUUACCUAGCGAUGUGUAUCAAAUGGCCAAAGUGUCAAAAUUACUUCUACUUAAUGAAAAAGGUGAAGCUUCGAAAUAUAAAGGGCAACGCUUAGACGACAUCAACAUCAAUUUAGACAUAGUAGAAGAGUCAGAUGGCGACAGUGAAGGUGAUGACUUCAAUGAACAAAACAUAAGAGGCGAGAUUGAUAAGAACAACAAGGAACCCACUUCAUCUAAGAAAAAUUCUAUGUAUGUUUCCCAAACGAAAAAGAAACGUACGCUAGAGCCCUGGACGGAUAGUCAAAAAGAAGUGGUAUUAAGCUAUUUCAAAAAUCACCUGAAGAAGAAAAUUCCACCCAAGAAAAAUGAAUGUCUCCAUUUAAAAAGUGAACAUCCCGAUUUAUUUUCGAAUAAAUCUUGGGAAAAAAUGAAAAUCUUUGUUGUAAACAAAUAUAACCAAAACAAAUAA
Messenger RNA from Zophobas morio, 2493 nucleotides. RefSeq lists its product as uncharacterized. Gene Ontology annotation, molecular function: DNA binding. The transcript has 6 exons. Bases 1 to 2493 code for a protein of 830 amino acids. The record is from RefSeq and is a predicted model, not a curated record. Gene Ontology annotation, biological process: DNA recombination; DNA integration. NCBI's taxonomy places the organism in Eukaryota, Metazoa, Arthropoda, Insecta, Coleoptera, Tenebrionidae.